AUGAGGCGACGGAAGUCCGGGAGAGGGACCGCAGCGAACGCCGAGGAGGAGCUCGGGGGCGGCGACGGCGGGCGGGAGGACCCUGCUGCGCCGAGCGAGGUCGUCAAUGGCACCAGGCAGUGGGGGCACGACGCCUUCUUGCUGAAUUGCUGUGAGCGCGUCGUUGUUGGCGGUGACAUGCGGGGAACUCGUUCUUUUCGGUUUGGUGGAGAUGUGCGGAGGAAGGGCAUGCAACCAAUCUCCCGAAUUUGGGGGCAGAGCACCGACAGGGCCGGCAUUUUGGGAUGUCGCAUCGCCCUGGGUGGCCACUCUGUGAAUGUGAUGCGAGACCUCGAGCGCGCUCCCCACCAUUUGUACCUGCUGCAGAGAUUCGCUUGGAGCGCGGCAUCGGCAACACAGCCCGAUGCUGGGCCGCCAAUCGUUGAUUCGGACAAUUCUGGCGAAGAUGCUUCCAGUGACGAAGAGAGCUCAUCAACCGAGGAGGAUGAUGGGCACGUUCACCCAAAUCUGGAGAACAAGUUCCUGAAGACCCUUGUGAAAAUAAAGAAGAAGGAUGCAACAAUAUACAACAAGGAUGAAAGACUAUAUUCUUCUGAAGAGGGCACUUCAGAGCUGGAAGACGAGGAUGGUGACCAGAAGUUUCAAAGACACAAGCCAAUGCAUUUGAAGGAUGUGCGAGCUCAGCAGCUGCUUGAGGGUGGUGCGGAUGCAUAUUCGUCUAGUUCAGAAGAUUUGGAAGAUGGUAUGCCAGGGGGAAACCUGUUGUACAACAAGGAACAGGAACAAAAUCGGAGGGAAUUUCUGGCAUUGGCGGCAGUGCAUGAGAAUGGGGAUGACGAUGAGCAGAAGGCAUCUGAUGUUGAGGAGGACUUUGGUGGGCUUAGAAGAACGGUGGUCCAAGGAGCUGAAGCAGAUGAUGGGCGUAAUGAAGCUGAAACAAAUGAGCUCUUGGAUGAGAUUUUUGGCAAGGGUGAGGAAUUGACUGAAGCAGACACAUUCUUGAAGGAUUAUUUAAAGGGACAGAAGUGGAUAGUUCCAGAGGACUCUGUGCAGCAGCAUGACCUGGAGGACAUUGAUGAAGACGAGGAGUACUUGGAAAAGGCAGACCAAUUUGAAAGCACCUACAACUUCAGAUUCGAGGAACCUGGGGCCAACAGCAUUGUCAAUUAUCCGCGAGUGAUCGAUGGUUCGUACCGGAAGACAGAAUCCAAACGAAAAAGGCAGAGGGAGCGCAAAAAGCGUCGGCGCGAAGAGCAAGCUAAGGGCAGAGAGGAAGAAGUGAAGCACAAGAAGAAUUUAAAAAUUCGUGAAAUUCAGAACAAGGUGGUUGAAGUACGCAAAGCGGCUGGCUCUCGGGCACCCACAGAGGAGCUGCUGCAGGAUCUCUUGGAAGACGAUUUUGACAUGGACGACUGGGACAAGAAGAUGUUGAGCGCCUUUGGUGACGAGUACUAUCAGGUCACAGCACAUGGACUGCGCUUAGUACUCAGGAUCAACAGUGAUAUCGCGAUUGACGCUAAUCAAGUAGUAUUGCCUGGGCAUUGCAGUGACGUCAACUGUAGUAUGAUGGAGGCAGAGCUAACAUCGUGGUCUUGGUGA
Molecule: messenger RNA, 1599 nt
Organism: Ostreobium quekettii
Lineage: Eukaryota; Viridiplantae; Chlorophyta; Ulvophyceae; Bryopsidales; Ostreobiaceae
Source: the annotation of a GenBank genome assembly